Dibothriocephalus latus is the source of this 531-nucleotide messenger RNA. The record is from the annotation of a GenBank genome assembly. Lineage: Eukaryota; Metazoa; Platyhelminthes; Cestoda; Diphyllobothriidea; Diphyllobothriidae.
AAGAUCUUCUCACGUGUCCUCCUUUACCGCCUCAACAACCACCUGGAACAAGGGCUCCUACCAGAAAGCCAGUAUGGCUUCCGCCGCAAUCGCGGCACCGCAGACAUGACUUUCGCCGCGCGACAGCUACAGGAGAAGUGUCAAGAGGUGCAUACUCACCUUUACGCGACCUUCGUGAACUUGACUAAAGCCUUCGACACGGUGAACCGGGACGGACUGUUGAAAAUCAUGCAUAAAUUCGGCUGCCCGGAUCACCUCAUCCAAAUGGUACGCCAGCUCCACGACGGGAUGAUGGCACGCGUAACUGAAGACGGAACAGUAUCCGAGGCCUUCGCAGUAACAAACGGUAUGAAGCAAGGGUGUGUCCUCGCGCCAACCCUCUUCAGUAUCAUGUUCUCUGCCAUGCUGAUGGACGCCUACAGAAAUGAGAACCCUGGCAUUGGCAUCACUUACAGAACUGACAGGCAACUCUUUAACGCCCGACGUAUGGAGGCGCCCACGACCUGCUCUUCGCGGAUGACUGUGUGCUAA